This is a messenger RNA of Phascolarctos cinereus (koala), 3108 nucleotides long. RefSeq names its product zinc finger CCHC-type containing 4 (gene ZCCHC4). Gene Ontology annotation, molecular function: zinc ion binding; rRNA (adenine-N6-)-methyltransferase activity. Gene Ontology annotation, cellular component: nucleolus; cytoplasm. The record is from RefSeq and is a predicted model, not a curated record. NCBI's taxonomy places the organism in Eukaryota, Metazoa, Chordata, Mammalia, Diprotodontia, Phascolarctidae. Gene Ontology annotation, biological process: rRNA methylation.
CUUUCGGGACAGUAGCGGGAAGAUGGCUGCCUCCAGGAGCGAGGAGGGAGCUACCAUGGCGAAGGAGGAAGCGGCGGCCGCGGUGGAGGAGGGUCGGGCACGGGGGAGGAGGUCAGGGGUGGAGGUGUUGGUUUCCCAAGACACCUCGGACCCCCCUCCUCAGUGUCCCCACGGUCCUACUCUUCUGUUUGUAAAGGUGAACCAAGGUAAAGAAGAGGCUCGAAGAUUUUAUGCUUGCUCAGCUUGCAGAGAUAGAAAAGACUGUAAUUUCUUUCAGUGGGAAGAUGAAAAGUUGUCAGAAGCUAGACUUGCUGCCCGAGAAAUUUACAACAGACGUUGCCAACCUCCCCUGUCCCACAAGCAGUACAUAGAAAGAUAUUGGAAGUUUAUUGAGCUACCCUUAUCUCAAAGAAAGUUUUGCCGAAGAUGUCAACAGUUACUGUUACCAGAUGAUUGGGGAAAGCAUUGUGAUCACCAGGUACUUUGUGAUAUCUCCAUUGCUCAGUUAAAAAGACCCAGUCAGCUCCUGUAUCCACUGGAGAAUAAGAAGACAAAUGCUCAGUAUUUGUUCACAGACAGAAGUUGCCAGUUCUUACUAGACCUAAUUUCCACUCUUGGAUUCAGGAAAGUGCUGUGUGUUGGAACACCAAGGCUGCAUGAGCUGAUCAGAUUGAAAGCAUCAGGCGACAAGGAGUCUGACGUUAAAAGCCUUCUGCUGGAUAUUGAUUUUAGGUAUUCACAGUUUUAUACAGAAGAGAGCUUCUGCCAUUACAACAUGUUUAAUCAUUAUUUCUUUGACGGAAAGGCUGCUCUUGAAAUUUGUAGAAAAUUCUUAAAAGAAGAUAAAGGUGUAGAACUCAUUCUGGUGACAGAUCCUCCUUUUGGAGGCUUGGUAGAAUCACUGGCUGUUACCUUCAGGAAGUUUAUGGAUAUGUGGAAAGAGGAACAAAGCACAGAUAAUAAUAGCAAGGAACUACCAUUAUUUUGGAUUUUCCCCUAUUUUUUUGAAUCUCGAAUUCUUCAGUUUUUUCCAAACUUCAGCAUGCUGGAUUACCAGGUAGAUUAUGAUAAUCAUGCACUUUAUAAACAUGGAAAAACAGGUCGAAAACAGUCUCCUGUGCGUAUUUUCACCAAUAUUCCUCCCAACAAAAUAAUUCUUCCAGCAGAAGAAGGAUACAGGUUUUGUACUGUGUGUCAGCGUUAUGUUUCUUUAGAGAAUCAACACUGUGAGAUCUGCAAUUCAUGUACAUCUAAAGAUGGCAGGAGGUGGAAGCAUUGCCUUCGUUGCAAAAAAUGUGUCAAGCCCUCUUGGAUUCACUGCAGCAUUUGCAAUUACUGUGCACUUCCAAACCAUUCGUGUGCGGGUGCUAAAGAUGUUUGCUUUAUAUGUGGUGAAGCAGAUCACAAACGUACUAUGUGUCCUAAUUUCUCUACAUCUAAAAGAGCUAACAAGGCUGUCAGGAAACAGAAGCAAAAAAAAAGUAACAAGAUGAAAAUGGAGACCACUAAAGGACAAUCUAUGAAUCAUGCAACUGUUGCAAGGAAAAAGAAAAAGAAGAAAAGAGAACAUCAAUAUCCUUGCUCCUAAAUGUCCAGUGACCUGAGAAUAAGAUUGACAGCUUAACCUUUGGAGCCAUUUUCUGAAAGUGCAAUACUGGACUUAAAUUCUGUACUUUCAGAGAUGUGCAUCUUGAGAAACUUAAUAUUGUCAGGCAGUGUGCUCUCUCUAAUAUAGGUGUUUGUAACCUCUUUGUGUGUCAGGGUCCCCUUUGGGGGUCUGUGAACCCGUUUUCAGAAUGAUGUCUAAAUGCAUAAAACAAUCCAUGUUAUUAAAGAAACUGAUUAUAUUUAAAUAUAGUUAUCAAUUUUAUUUUUAUUUUUAAGUUCACAGACCCCUGGUUAAGAGUGCUUCAUCUGGUAGAUAAGGUCUAUGGUAACCUGUUAGGAACCCAGAUUGUUUCUUUGGUUGGGUUGUUCUCUUGGUCACUUUAUUUCCAAAAAUCUCAGUACUUAAAGCCCCUUUACUCUGUAAUUGGGCAUGAUUAAUAUAGCAUUCCUAUACAGAAGAAUCUGGAUAAGGAUAAAUGUGAAAGCCUAUAAUGUUUUGUCUACAGUGACCAUUAGAAGUGUAAUAAUAAGAUUUUGAAAUAGUGAUGUCUAUUUUUUUCCACAAAUUUUGACCCAAAGCGUUAAAUAACAGCAACAACAGUAAUGCAUUUACAACUCCCUUAAAAAGUACAAUGAACACAUACCAUUGUUUUCAGAUGGUAUCUGAUAUGACUCAGUAUUUUGAAAGAAUGCUCUAAAAAUGUAAAGAUCGAAUAGUUACCUGAUUAACAUAUCAUUUUUAAAGCAAAACUGUUUAGAUGUCUGCUGAUAUUAGUAUUGAAACAUUUCUUUUUCCUUUUCAAACUUAUACAUAAUGGUCCUACCAGCUGUCUAUCUCUAUCCAAAAAUAGUUUUCCUUACAUUUUAUUUCCUCUGUAUUUUAUAGUCUCGUGGAAAUUCUGUGAGCUUACUUUGAUGGCUAUGCUUUUUUUUUUUUGCAAGAGCAGCUCCUUACUAUGCCUUCACACACAGUGGAAUUCUUAUCCAUGUCUCUCUAAAGUCUCUAUAGAGGAUCUAUCUAUUGCACUGGACAUCUUACUAUAGUUCACUUAAAAUUUUUUUAGCUGUGAGUGCAAGCUACCCAUCAACAUGUUAUUUCUCAGUUUCAUUCAUGACUAGCCUACUUCCUUUGCAGAUUAUUCAUGUCUGUGGUGUAAUAUCUCUUACAUGGUCAAAUCUGUGCUUAAGGAAAAUCAUGGAGGAUGGACUUGAGUUGGGAGAGGGACAAUUAGGAGGCCAUUGCAAUAGUCCAGGCAAGAGAUGAUAAUGUCCUUGAACUAAAGUAUUGACUGUGUUAGUAGACAUAGGAGUUAAAUGCCAGAAAUGCUGCAACUGACUGGAUAUGUGGGCUGAGGGAGACUUUAUCAGGCUCCCUAGAUAGAAUGUGAACUCCUUGAAGCAGUUAUUUUCAUUUCUGUCUUUGUAUCCCCAAUCCCUUUUACAGUGCCUGAUGUAUAAUGCAAAUGUGUAAUAAAUGCUUGUUGAGAAUAAAUGAAUGAA